Messenger RNA from Gongylonema pulchrum, 315 nucleotides. The record is from the annotation of a GenBank genome assembly. NCBI's taxonomy places the organism in Eukaryota, Metazoa, Nematoda, Chromadorea, Rhabditida, Gongylonematidae.
AUGGCCCUCUCUGUAGUUGCACCGUUCUACCAAAAUGGCUUGUACGUGAACGCGGUGUGCAAACAGCUCGUUGCUUCACAGCAUAGGUUUCAAGCGCCGCCACAAAUAAUUAUCGUUUCUUAUCACGGAAUUCCGCUUUCCUAUCAAACAAAAGGUGAUCCGUACGGUUUUCAAUGCAAGCAUACAACUGCACUUAUACGGAAGAAUUUAGCCUUGCCAGUAUGUAAUUUGCUGACAACAUUCCAGUCUCGAUUUGGACGCCAGGAAUGGUUAAAGCCUUACACUGAGGACACCGUCAUACAACUUGCCAAGUAA